AUGCAGGGCUUCUGUGUGACUAGGCAAUAUUAAUUGAUUGAAAAUGAUCAGUACUGGAGGCUGUAACCCCUUUUCUUCUCAGCUGCCACAGUGAACCUCGCACGCAGUCAUGUACAGCCCUAGAUGAGAUCAUGUAAUGGCACGCGUCUCAAACUCUCCAGGACAGCGAGACUCUUUUGAGAGCAACCGGCAAGCGCUUUCCAGCUGGAAGAAGCUCAGCCAGCAGUCAGCCUUCCAAACUGAGACUUCCAUGCAGUGUUAAUCACAGUGGGACCCCACGGACAGGCUCAAAGAGAAAGGGCUGGAAACGGAUUUACCCUGAGAGUCCAAAUACCUCCAGCGCCAACUUUCCUCCCUAUGAGAGCUGCUGCUGAUUCACCCGGGCUGAGCGGGAUGUAGAGAGUAAUCCCAUCUGAAAAAGCUUAGUAGCUCUUAAAGAAGACUCCCGAUGAGGCUCCAGUGCGAAUCAGGCAGGGUUCAGAGUCUCCCUGCCCUUCAUGAUCAUGACCCUGCUCCACAAGCCGUACCAGCGCGGGUUCUACUGUGACGACGAGAGCAUCCGGUACCCUUACCGCGGGGAAACCAUCUCCCAUGGCAUGAUGGCAGGGGUUACCAUCACCUGCAGUGUCCUCAUUAUCACAUCGGGAGAGGCGUACUUGGUCUACUCAAAGCACCUCCACUCCAACAGCAAUUUCAACCAGUACCUGUCUGCGCUGUACAAGGUGGUGGGCACCUUCAUCUUCGGGGCAGGGGUCAGCCAGUCCAUCACCGAUCUGGCCAAGUACACCAUCGGCCGGCUGCGGCCCAAUUUCCUGGCAGUGUGUGACCCCGACUGGACCAAGAUAAACUGCUCCAGGGGGUAUGUGAUGCUGGAGUCCGCCUGCAGGGGGAGCUCCCGAAACAUCACCGAGUCCAGGCUGUCCUUCUACUCUGGUCACUCCUCCUUCGGGAUGUACUGCAUGCUGUUCCUGGCGCUCUAUGUCCACUCUCGUUUAGUGGCGAAAUGGGCUCGUCUGCUGCGUCCCACAAUCCAGUUCUUCCUGAUCUCCUUCGCUCUGUACGUGGCCUACACGCGGGUCUCGGAUUACAUGCACCACUGGAGCGACGUUCUGGUGGGGCUCCUGCAGGGGGCGCUCAUAGCCUCUCUCAAUGUGCGUUACGUGUCAGACUUCUUCAAACAGAGACUCCCCAGAGUGCAGAGGAGACAGCUGGAGGAUGAACUGGAGUGCAAACAAAGCCUGCAAGUGGCCGAUUUGGAGCGCAAUAACCAUUACAGCCUUCCAGGGGCUACCUAAUGAACGAGCAAGCGAGCGAACCACCCCCAAAAAACCACUGGACUUUAAGAGAGAGAGAGAAUUCGGACCAUGUAAAUCAGUCUACUCAGUGACAGCGAUUCACCUAUAUUUGUAUUUGUGUGUGUAUAUGUAUAGUGGACUCUUGAUCCUUUUAAUUUUUCGGAUUAUUUUUGUUUGUUUUUUGUCGUUGUUGCCUGUGUGGUUAAGAUAUUUAGCUCCUGUCUACGGAUCUCGUAGGUUUUAAAACCAGGGGGGGAAAAAAAAGA
Molecule: messenger RNA, 1561 nt
Organism: Polyodon spathula (Mississippi paddlefish)
Lineage: Eukaryota; Metazoa; Chordata; Actinopteri; Acipenseriformes; Polyodontidae
Product: phospholipid phosphatase 2-like
Exons: 6
Coding region: 498-1295 (265 amino acids)
Biological process (GO): phospholipid metabolic process; signal transduction; phospholipid dephosphorylation
Molecular function (GO): phosphatidate phosphatase activity
Source: RefSeq, a predicted model, not a curated record